AUGGGCGACGUCGAGGAUAGCGAAGAGGAGGACGAUGAGGAGGAGGAAGAAGAAGAAGGAGACAGUGAUGACGAAGAGGAUGGGGAGCCAGACGGCGGAUUGGAAGAGGCGAGCGAACCACCGACUAAGAGAGCCCCUGAGUAUGGGAGAUUGAGAUGUCGGGAAUGGAAUGUACCUUUGCAUCAACUCUUCACGACGUUUCAUCGAUUCCCUACUACCUUUCCUGCCGACCGCAACAUGCAGCCAUCCAGCGAGCACGAGAUUCAGCAGCUGAAAGCCCGCGUGAAAACUCUGGAAGACGAAGUCGGCCACCUACACGAGAUGAUGAGACAACUAAUCCUCCAAGCCCUCCCUAACGCCAUCUCACCCACAUCGACCGAGGUGCGUGGCGACGCCGCAGCGCGACAUGACACCAGCUCUCCCACCCGAGGUCCCGCGACAUCGACCCAGAAAGCCGCGGCAUCUCUCCUCGUCCUCUUCCGAGACCGUGAGAUAAGCACGCCCACCACGUCGAUCUACUACGCUACGACAGAACACUUCACCGGAGAAGACGCAACCUCCCUCGAAAGUAGCGAGAUCAUCCCUGGCCACAUGGACGCAGACCUCCUACCAGCCAGCGACUUCAACCCAGAGAGCGGCCGAGUCUCUCCUCCUCUUGCACGCGAAGGAUCUCCUCCUCUCCUGUCAAGGCUAUGGACGGCUUUCUGGAGCGACGGAAGUCCGGCAACAGGUCGGAGGAGCAUGGCGCUCUCUCUCAUACAAAGCGAGUAG
Messenger RNA from Zymoseptoria tritici IPO323, 771 nucleotides. RefSeq lists its product as uncharacterized. Lineage: Eukaryota; Fungi; Ascomycota; Dothideomycetes; Mycosphaerellales; Mycosphaerellaceae. The record is from RefSeq and is a predicted model, not a curated record. The transcript has 4 exons. The coding region runs from base 1 to 771 and encodes 256 amino acids.